Molecule: messenger RNA, 1831 nt
Organism: Anopheles aquasalis
Lineage: Eukaryota; Metazoa; Arthropoda; Insecta; Diptera; Culicidae
Product: lipase member H-A-like
Biological process (GO): lipid catabolic process
Molecular function (GO): serine hydrolase activity; lipase activity
Source: RefSeq, a predicted model, not a curated record
AGAAGGGAGAGAAGAAGUGUAGAGAUGUGCAGCAUCGCAACAUCUUUAGCUCGCACACUGUGUACGGAACCGAGGAUCGGAUUGGAGGUGCACGCACGCAAGCAGUGAUCUACGAUCGAGGCACUCUGUGUGAGAAGGGAGCAAAAUGAAGACCUUAGGAUUGACCUUGCUGGCGCUGGGAAUUGUGCUGAUUGCAGCAUCGCCCGAGCAGUUGAACGAUGACGAUCUCGACGAUACGGAGUACGAUCAGGACAACGAAGGUGAUUCACUCGUUCCGCCUUCUUUCGCGAUCCGGACGGAGCAGGGUGAAACGGUGCUGAUGGUCCAGAUCCCAGACAAAGCCGGUGACUUUGUGCCGAUGAGACGGAUGGAUGUGCAAGAGUACAAACGAAAUGCAACCAACUUCGAGGCGGCCAAGUAUGUGCAGUGCUACCUGUACGCAGCGAACGGUACCAGGCAGAAGAUCAAUUUCGACGAUCCGGCCGAGAUUGGCCGGGCCGGUUUUAAGCGGGACCUGCCGACGGCCCUGCUGGUACACGGUUGGCUCGGUAGCUCCGAGUCGAUGGUAAUCGAUCCGUUGGCGCGUGCACUGCUGGAACAGGAAGGCAAAAACGUGAUUGCGGUGGAUUGGGAAAAGGGCGCCAGUACGCUGCUGUACCCGGUUGCCCGCUACCGGGUCCCGAAGGUGGCGAAGGUCGUUGCCAAGUUGAUCGACAAUUUGGUAAGGGAGCUUGGACAAGACAUCAACCGGAUCGGCAUCAUUGGCCACAGUUUGGGUGCACACAUUGCCGGCAUCAGCGGCAAGUUGGUGCUUUCUGGCAAGAUCGGCUACAUCGUGGGGCUCGAUCCAGCUUCACCCCUGUUCCGCGUGAAGAAACCGGCCGAACGGCUCUCAUCCGAUGAUGCACAGUACGUCGAAAUCAUCCACACCAACGGGAAAGCGCUUGGAUUCUAUCGUAACAUUGGCCAAGCCGAUUACUAUCCAAACGGUGGAGUGAAACAGCCGGGCUGCGGUAUCAACCUGUCCUGUAGCCACCAGCGAGCUGUUGACUUUUUCAAGGAAUCACUAAGCAUACGCGACUACUAUGCACGCCGCUGCGAAGGUCUGGAUAACCUUGGAACCUCCUGCCCCUCGGCCCGUUCUACGCUGGGUGGGCUCGUAUGGAAGGCCACGAAGCCAGCCGGCGUCUAUUACAUCGCGACCGCCGCCAAUGAACCGUUCCUGCGCCACGCUGCCUCUGGUGCCAUUCAACUGAUGCCCGCAUCCGGCAUCGUAGGGCUCACGGGCUGGCCGCUGCUCGUCACGCUAAUCAGCUACAGUUAUUGGAAGUGACCUUUCGGAUGCUCUCGUUGAAUCAAAGUUUGAGUUUGUGAAUUGGGUGAGAGUGUACAGCAGAUUACGGAAAGCACGGCUUCCCCUAUAUAAGUGCAAUCCUCCGGGCGACGCGAACACACGAGCAUUUUGUACAUUCCUCUGUGAAGGUUUCAGUGGAAGUAUGAUUGACUACAUUAAAAAAUACUAGAUUUUUUUUUAAAUACAUUCAACCAUAAAAAAUGCAAUUAAAGUUCAAAGAGAAACGCACGGCCCGAGGGUCUCUAUUGAUCUCGAAUCCCCCUCUCCCGUACUCGAUCAAUGUCGAAGCUGCAAUCUCAAAUCUGUAACUGACUGUUUUUUUUUUUAAUAAAACAAUUUAAGCGUAAAUCAAAGUAUCCAUCUGCGCCUUUGUUUUUCAUGUGCGCAAAUGUUCCUGUCAUCUGACUUGUGCGUGCCGCAGUAAUUAGGUGGCGCAUGGCGACAACACUCGCUAACCGCUCACAACGCAGGCAUCAG